AGCGACAGCUCUGACGUUGAUCACGGCGUGAUUCGAUAGCUCCGUCGUUACAAUUUUCUGCUUGUCUACUCAGCCCUUAUUCCGUUGUCAAUCAACCAACCCCGAUAGAACACCUCCGUGUACACAAAAUCUCCAGACAUGCCUCCUCCUCCGAGACAAGUCGGCCAUGGCGCCGCCCCCUCCAACAUGGACAAGCUGAAGAUGGGAGCAAUGAUGGGAGGAACUGUCGGUGCCAUUAUGGGUUUUAUUUAUGGCACCGUUACUGUUUUCCGCGGAGGCGCUGGUCCCAACGGUAUCAUGAGGACGAUAGGCCAAUACAUGCUUGCUUCGGGGACCACUUUCGGAUUCUUCAUGGGAAUCGGAAGUGUUAUCCGCUCCGAUGCCUCCCCAAUUGCCCAGCAAGCUUAUUUCCAGACUCGACCGCGACCCUUGAUCAUGGCUUCCCACCGUGCGUUCAGACCUCAGCCGAGCACCAGGCGGAACGACUGAACCCAAACAAUAAUUAGUCUCCAAACUUGACUUCGGGGUUUGUCAUGACCAUCCCACAAGACGGCUGGAUCUACGCAAGCACACGUGUCUACUGUAUACCUACAUAUCUUGAUUCUCACAUGUUGUUGUUAAUGCAAGGCUGGACAAGACACAAAAGUCUUUACGUCUACAUUGUGUAAUGCAUUCAGUACCUGAUCGUCGAUCACGAACCUCUUAUCAGGAUGCGAGAUGUGCGUCUGUGUACCAACGCAAUGGAAAAAAAAAAGGGGGCCCCACAGAACAGAGCCUGUCAAAUCGAACCAUCAUCGUGGUGCGAAUCCGGCAAGAUCUCUAGUCUACGGGUGUAGGGUUUGUUUCGGCUUCUGUCUGUGUUGUCUAGCCUGCCCACAUCACGCCAGAUCCAAUUUGCCCGCCCAGAUCCUCGACGACGUCCUGCAAGGUACAGAGUUGUCUCUUCAGACGAGAGGCGGGCCUAAAUCCUACUCACUACCCUAACUUGCUUUCGAGGGAACAGGCAAAGAGGCAACUCGCCGAAGGGGUUUUGUUUUUGUUUCCCGCCUGCAGCAAGGUGCACGGGCUAGUGCCAACGACUCUCGAGUGCCAUCCUUCCUUCUGGCGUCGGUGCCCAGCAAGUUGCCGACAUUUCCGCGCCCGGGACGCGAAAAAGCCGAGCGCAAAUGCAGGUUGUUGAUUUUCAGGAUCAAAGUUGUCAUGGGAAGGAGGUGGGCUGCUCAGGGCCCAAUUUAGGCGCAAAAUUACACAACGCGCUCGCGCGUGUGUGUAUGUUCUUCGGAACGAUAGAGUUGGGUUUACGAACCGCCCUCUUACUGCACUCUCAUGUCAGCAACCCUCAGCGACCAGCAUCAGCCUUGAAAUGGAUACCGGCGUGUACGUACGUCUUUACACGUUGACAAUAUAUUGCAGUCCUUGAAAACAUCCGAAUGUUUAGCAGACAUGGUCAGGAUGGCGGCAAACCAGACAAUAGAACGGAA
Pyricularia grisea is the source of this 1481-nucleotide messenger RNA. RefSeq lists its product as uncharacterized. NCBI's taxonomy places the organism in Eukaryota, Fungi, Ascomycota, Sordariomycetes, Magnaporthales, Pyriculariaceae. Bases 139 to 489 code for a protein of 116 amino acids. Gene Ontology annotation, biological process: protein insertion into mitochondrial inner membrane; protein import into mitochondrial matrix. The transcript has 5 exons. Gene Ontology annotation, cellular component: TIM23 mitochondrial import inner membrane translocase complex. The record is from RefSeq and is a predicted model, not a curated record.